This is a messenger RNA of Glycine soja, 1357 nucleotides long. Its product is annotated as COMPASS-like H3K4 histone methylase component WDR5B. The transcript is spliced from 2 exons. NCBI's taxonomy places the organism in Eukaryota, Viridiplantae, Streptophyta, Magnoliopsida, Fabales, Fabaceae. Gene Ontology annotation, cellular component: Set1C/COMPASS complex. The record is from RefSeq and is a predicted model, not a curated record. The coding region runs from base 192 to 1154 and encodes 320 amino acids. Gene Ontology annotation, molecular function: histone binding.
UUGGCUUCUUCAUUUAAUUUUUUAGGUCAGGCUGAGGCUUAAACAAAAUUUAUCGUGAUUAGGCUUAAGCCUUUUAAAAACCUGUUAUGGCCUAUUUCUUGAAGGUGUACAAUCACAAAAAAAAAAUCGUCUCCUUUUCUCUCUGCAUUUGAGCAAAGCCAAACCACGUCUGAGUGAGUGAGUUCCGUUGGAUGGCGACGAGCACCACCAGCAGCGGUGGCGGCGGCACCGGCACCCAAACAUUCAAGCCGUACCGUCACCUGAAAACCCUAAAAGACCACGAGAACGCGGUAUCGUGCGUGAAGUUCUCGAACGACGGAACCCUCCUAGCCUCGGCCUCCCUGGACAAAACCCUAAUCAUAUGGUCCUCCGCCACCCUCACCCUCUGCCACCGCCUCGUGGGCCACUCCGAGGGCAUCUCCGACCUGGCCUGGUCCUCCGACUCCCACUACAUCUGCUCCGCCUCCGACGACCACACCCUCCGCAUCUGGGACGCCACCGGCGGCGACUGCGUCAAGAUCCUCCGCGGCCACGACGACGUCGUUUUCUGCGUAAACUUCAACCCCCAGUCCAGCUACAUUGUCUCGGGUUCCUUCGACGAGACCAUUAAGGUUUGGGAUGUGAAGACCGGGAAAUGCGUCCACACUAUAAAGGGCCACACCAUGCCCGUCACCUCCGUCCACUACAACCGCGACGGAACCCUCAUCAUCUCCGCCAGCCACGAUGGCUCCUGCAAGAUUUGGGACACCAGAACCGGCAAUCUCCUGAAGACCCUCAUCGAAGAUAAGGCCCCCGCUGUCUCCUUCGCCAAAUUCUCCCCCAACGGCAAGUUCAUUCUCGCCGCCACUCUUAACGACACCCUUAAGCUAUGGAACUACGGGAGUGGGAAAUUUUUGAAAAUUUAUUCUGGGCACGUGAAUAGAGUAUACUGCAUAACUUCCACAUUUUCUGUGACUAAUGGGAGAUAUAUUGUUAGCGGUUCUGAAGAUCGCUGUGUUUAUAUAUGGGAUCUUCAGGCGAAAAAUAUGAUUCAGAAACUUGAAGGCCAUACAGAUACUGUAAUAUCGGUUACUUGUCACCCAACCGAGAACAAAAUUGCCUCUGCUGGUCUCGCUGGUGAUAGAACUGUGAGGGUUUGGGUGCAGGAUUCCUGAAUAAUAUUGAAACUGUACGGGGGUGUUGUCUUACUUCAAAAUUUCAACUGCACGCCUAUGCGUCUGAUCUCAAUAUUAGACACUACUACACAUACAAGUUGAUCUCAUGUUGGCACUAUUUCCGUCUUUUGUAUCAUUUGCAAAGUAUAAUAUGGAUAAAUAGUCAUAUUCGUUCAUGAAUAUAUAAUGUGUUGUCAAAUUUA